This is a messenger RNA of Eimeria maxima, 1437 nucleotides long. RefSeq lists its product as hypothetical. Bases 1 to 1437 code for a protein of 478 amino acids. Gene Ontology annotation, cellular component: U2-type prespliceosome; U1 snRNP. Gene Ontology annotation, biological process: mRNA splice site recognition. Gene Ontology annotation, molecular function: mRNA binding. Lineage: Eukaryota; Apicomplexa; Conoidasida; Eucoccidiorida; Eimeriidae. The record is from RefSeq and is a predicted model, not a curated record. The transcript is spliced from 9 exons.
AUGGAUGAAAUGCGAGCGACGCUUGACUCCCUUAUGGGGAGGGACCGUAACGAGUACGGUGCGAACGCGAAGAAGGGCGCGUCUUUUAAAGCGGAAACAGUCUGCAAGUUCUUUUUGUUGGACUUUUGUCCGCAUGAUCUUUUUCCCAACACUCGCGUCGAUCUCGGCCCAUGCGACAGAGAGCACCGCGCAGACCUCAAAGUUGCCUUCGAGGCAGAUCCAGAGAGAGAGUUCUAUCAGGCCCUCUUCGAGCAAGAAUUCGCACGCUACCUACAACGUUUGGUAGAUCAGAUGGAGAACAGAAUAAAAAGGGUUCAGCAGCGUAUAGAUGCAAGUAAUCAGCCUGUUGAGUUGAGCAAAGAAAACGAAGAGAGGGUCAAUGCAAUGAACGCCGAGAUAUCCGAACUUCUAAAACAGCAAGAUGAAGCAGGAUCGAAGGGUGACAUCGACGCUGCCGAGAAGCUGAAUGAGAAGGUGGCGUUCCUACAGCGGGAAGUAUCCAGGCUGAAGAACCCCAACGCAGAUAUCGCCACUAUACGCGAAUCUCAGUUGCGGGUAUGCGCUACAUGCGGAGCGAUGCAAUCAACGGGAGACGCUAUGUGUCGAUUUGAAUCGCAUGUAUCGGGGAAGCAGCAUCGAGGUUGCGAGAAAAUAAGGAAUAAAUUAGCGUCAUUAAAGGAGACAGAAGGAAAAAGGGAGGAAAUACUAAAGAAAUAUAAGGAAAAAAAAGAGACAGAAAUUGCUGCUGCUGAUAGAUUAACAAGAAGAAGAGAACAAGGACAAAGAGAUAAAGAAGAAAAAGAUAAUAAUAAUAAUAAUAAUAAUUAUAAUUAUAAUAAUAAACAACAGGAGACAGAUGAUAACAGGGUAGGGACACAUAGAUAUAAAUAUUCAUCAAGAGACAAUCAUCAUCAUCAUCAUCAUCAUCAUUCUUAUGAUAGAAGAGACAGAGACAGGGAAGGAGAGAGGGGAGGGAGAGGGGAUAGGGGAGGAGACAGGAGAGAUAGAGACUAUAGAGAUAGAUAUUAUAGGGAUAGGGACUAUAGGGACAGAGACAGGGAUAGGGAUAGGGAUAGGGACAGAUAUAGGAGCGGAGACAGAGAUAGAUCUCGUUAUAGUUCUAGUUAUCGAUCCCGGGAUCGAUCCCGGGAUCGAUCCCGAGAUGGUCAUAGAUCUAAGGAUCGGGAUCGGGAUCGAUCUCGAUCCCGGGAUCGGGAUCGAUCCAGGGAUCGGGAUCGAUCCAGGGAAGCAAGGCACCGCAGCAACGGAUCAAGGCACAACGAAAUACACAGAGACACUACAACUGCAGCAGCAGCAACAACACCUAAUGAGAAUAGGGGAGACCCUAGAAAUGCUCUACAAUCAUUCGUGCAUGCAGCAGCAGCAGCAGCACCCCGCAGCAGCAGCAGCAGCAGCAGAACACCGCAUCACGAAUAG